This is a messenger RNA of Blepharisma stoltei, 606 nucleotides long. The record is from the annotation of a GenBank genome assembly. Lineage: Eukaryota; Ciliophora; Heterotrichea; Heterotrichida; Blepharismidae.
AUGGGAUGCAUGGAGGCUAAAUACCCGAGAGAAAUAAAGAAUCAAGUCUCAAAAGUGAAAGAAAAAGAAGUUCUUUCAAAAACUAAUCUAGCGCCACCUUCAAAAGGAAUAAAGGCUACAAGUUCUCCAGAUUCUGAAGCCCAUUCGCUAGUUUCAGAAAAAGACACCAGAGAAGAGCUUCAAAAGAUUGAUCAAAAUGCAAAAAUCACGAAACCUAAAAUUCCAAUGAUUAAAACAGCCGUUAACAGCCCAAAAGAUGUUAGCUAUGUGCGAAGGGCAGGAGAAAUUACGGAUGAUGCAAAAAUUAAAGAGAAAACAGAAAAUACAAAGGAAGAAAAAUCUUCCUUAAAACCAGAAAACUUUGUGAAAAAAGAAUCAGAGGCUAUUAUUAUAAAUACAGAGCUUAAAACUGAUAAUAACGCAGUAGCAAAAAGUAAUUGUGAAAAUCUCAAACCAUCAGAAAAAUUAAUUUUUCCCAAUAUAUCUCCUAAUUUUGAUUUUUCGUUCAUUGACGAAAAGGACGAAAAUGAAAAAAUUCAGUUUGAUGUAGUCAAAGAAAAAGAGACAAUGGUUGACCAGCUCAUUCAAGAGUUCAUAGAAAUCUAA